This is a messenger RNA of Mizuhopecten yessoensis (Yesso scallop), 4787 nucleotides long. Its product is annotated as protein SFI1 homolog. The transcript is spliced from 29 exons. Bases 1 to 3933 code for a protein of 1310 amino acids. Gene Ontology annotation, molecular function: phosphatase binding. Lineage: Eukaryota; Metazoa; Mollusca; Bivalvia; Pectinida; Pectinidae. The record is from RefSeq and is a predicted model, not a curated record.
AUGGUAUACGGCCACUGCAAGAAUGCCAUCAACAGAGGUGAUGUCUGGCCAAGUGAAAAUAACAAGGCAAAGGAUGAUCCAGGUAAACAGUUGUCCAAAAUACCUGUAUCUGGUGCCAGACAGCGUAGACGAAACAAGAUUUCCAGUGUCACAAAGCCAGUAGUUCGGUCUAAGGUCAAGACCUACCGACCAGGUUAUACCUGGGAUAGGGGUGGGAGAUUAAAGGAAAUCAGAAUAAGGUGUCAAGCAAGGAAAUUUUCAUCAAUUUGGAAAAGAAACACAUUUGGCAGAGUCAUGCCAUCAGUUGCGAGGGCACACUACCGUAGAAAGCUGAUGUUGGAAGCCUUCAGGGAUUGGUACGAUAUGUGGUGGGUUGUGCGCAAGGAAUGGCGACUACUCGUCCGGGCAGAGUGUCACUACAGAUACACAAUAUACUCUAGAACUGUCCAUGCUUGGAAACACUUUGUCAUCCUACAGAAGAUGAAAUCUGGUCGAUUCUCGACUGCCCACACACAUUAUACGGGAAAACUAAGCCAUAAAGUCCUGCUGGCUUGGAUACGGUUCACCGCACAGAGAAGGGAGGAGAGAAAAAGAAACGCUAUCGCUGUCAACUUUCACAAUGCUCAUUGUUUAGGUCAGGCCUGGCUUGAGUGGAAGAAUCAGCACACACUUGUACAAGAAAGAGCAGAAAUGGAAGCGACAGCGCUGCAAUUCUGGGCUUACCGCCUCCAAACACAGUUCUGGCUUAUCUGGCGUAGAAAGUUAGACGUGCUGCAGGAGAGAGAGGCUAAAUUGAACCUGGCCGUGAGGUUUCACAAAUAUACCCUGAAGAAGAAGAUACUCAUGGCCUGGGUGAAAUACUGGUUGGGAAGGAAACAGAUACAGCAAGAAAAGGGAUAUGCGAGGUUGCUGUACCACCGACACCUGAAACGCCGGUUGUUUAACAUGUGGGUGAGACGCUACAACAUGAGCCAGUCCAUCAAAGCACACCAGGAAUACAUGGUUGUCCUUGGUCAACAAUUUCAGAUGCGCAAGGCAUUUGUACGCUGGAAAUUGUAUGUCGAUGGCAUUCAUAGGGAAAGAAGGGCCCACCAGAUGGCAGCACAGCAUUGUGUUCGGAGACUCAUGGUGUUUGGCCUGUCCUGUCUAAAGCUACAUGUGAUCCAACAGAGACUGAAACAGACCAGACAUGAAGUGGCUCUCCAACACAGGGACAAAAUGCUUCUCAAGACCCAUUGGGAAGUCUGGAUGAUGCGAUGUGAAAAUAAUGAAGAACUAGAGCUCAUUCCUCUGACCAGGAGAGCUAACCAUCACUACAGACAGGUAAUGCUGUCCAAAGUGUGGCAGGGUCUAGAGAUGUAUGUCCACUGGAGGCGGCAUAGAAAGGCUCAGUACGCCAAAGCAGACGCACAAUUCUACUGUCAGGUCAUGCCUAAAUACUUACAGAGGAUGGUGCUGUUUGUAGAUGUCAUGAAACUCCAGAGGGAAAACCAGCAAAACUGUGAGGAAUUCCGAAGAGAAAAUCUUCAGGCACGAUUUUUUUAUCUCUGGCAUAAGUCAUAUUUGCAGAGUUCUGAUGACAGAAUGAACUUGAGAAUGGCCAUCUUGCAUUAUGACGAGUGUGUCAAGAAACGAUUCCUGGCAUGUUGGAGAAGGAAAAGAGUUGAAGCCCAUCAAGAGAACGAAAAACAAGACUUUGCCCAUGACCAUUAUAGUGCUAGCUUGGUGGAGAAAUGCUUCAGAAGAUUGAGAACUCAUGUCAAUGACUGCAAGCUCAGUAAGAACAACGAAGUACGUGCUGCCAAACACCAUUAUGUCAAACUCUUGUCUAAAGUUUUUUCAGCAAUGAAAAAGUAUGCAGUAUACCAAUGUGACAAACACAGGAAAAUGUGCCAAGCUAGAGAGUUCAGACAAAGACUUGUCUGUCAGGUAGUCAUGGCAACAUGGAAAGGCAUGGUUGAUCAGGGGAGACAAUUCAAGUAUAAGGCUGACCAAAAGUACCAGGAGAAAUCUACCUCACUCCUCAGGAAAGCACUGAAGACAUGGCAUGAUAAUGUUGAGACUCAGAUUCUGGAUCGGAUAAUUGACCAGACUGCUAAGCUACACUGUAACAGACGUCUACUGAGCAAGGUACUGACUACCUGGCAUAGAUACGCUGCUAUCCACGCCUACAAGAAGUCCGAGACAAGACAUUGGGUGGAAGCGACGAAGCAGGUGCUAAAUCAAAACAAACUAAGAAGAUGCUUUGGUCAGUGGCGACUAGCCAAGGAAAGGUCAUUACUGUUCCAGUUACGACAAGCCCAGGCAGAGCAACAUCACAACCGUUACAUCCUACAGCAAGUGUUCCAGGUCUGGGGAGUAUUUACAGAACAGUCCCGCUCAAAAAAGUUGCUGAUGAAGCAGUGUACUUGGUUUAACAACAAGCGCCUGACCAUUGGUUUCUUCGCUACUUGGAAGUCGCAGUAUUAUCUGGCUGAGGAGGAGCACAGCAAGUCGGGACUAGCACUGUGGCACUGGAGUCUGGUUGUACAGAGAAAGGUUUUGAUAACAUGGUACACGGAAACUCAGAACAGGAAGCGGAAGAAACAGCGCCUCCUGGAGGCACUGGAGAGAAGGAGGAAGCGCCUGCUAAGACAAGGAGUGGUUCAGUGGCUGACCAUGGCUUCAGAUCUAACCGAGAUGAGGGCCAAGUUCGCAGCACAACAGCAUGCCAAGAGUGCUUUUGUGAAACACCAACUUAUCCAGAGGUGUGCUUUUCACUGGCGGCACUGGACAGCCAGGAGGAAACUUCAGAGGGGAGAUAACUCUAAAGUCCCUGUCAGACAGCUGAUUGCUCCUCCAUCCGCACACAGAGAUAUUUUUUAUCUCAAGGUCUCAGAUCUGCCAGGCAGGAAACACACAAUGACUGCAGAAGCAGGAAUACCAUUGCCAGCUCUCUCAGCAUCCCCUACUAAAGGUGGAGGGAAUCGUCCUACGUCUGGGCUGGAAAUGCCUGUUCCAGACCUUAGGUUACAAGCCCGGAGAAAGCCUCGCCAUCCAGCAUUUUUGGCGGACUCUUUGAAGAGAGCUGGACUAUUUGUUCAGAAUGUUGAUGAGCAGGAAACAAGAAGUGACAAUUUCCCCCAAAAACCUACGUCUCCCUCUCAGACUGAAGGUAGUCAGAAACCGCAUGAGGAGACAACACAACCUGACGAAGUCUCUGGUGAACACAUGCCUGUUUCAUAUAUGCCAAAAUCUGAAGUGUCAAUACCCCAUAGGACUGUUGUUCAUUCCGACAAAGAUACUGAAAAGUAUUCGAUACGUAGGAAUAUUGACGAGUUACCUCCAUUGUCCCAAGAGACAAAAUUGGUGUCUUGGUUGCCAAACCCUGAAGAGACCCAGAUUUCCAAGCUUUCUCUUGAAAAAGAUCAAAGAAAAUCGGACCAAGUUAGAAAAGAAGUGCCAAAAUUGGACUCUUUAGAGAAAGGUGAUGAAUACAGAACAAUAGAAUGUUAUGUUUUGAAGCCAGAAUUUCAACUACUUACCCCCGCCGAUUUCAUGGCCCCUGGGAGAUGUGAUGGGGAUAGUGACAUUUCACCCCAAUCAACACCACGUUCUGUGGAUUCAGAUAGGAGUAAUUUUGAAAUGCCAUGUUCUGAAGAGUCUGCAGAUAAACAGAUUGUCUGGAUCAGGAACCAUCUCAAGGAGUUUGAGCAAAGGAAGAAGAAACUCAGAAAAUUGCAGAAACAGCAUCAGCAGUUGAGAGAUUGGAUCAGACUUGAAGAGGUCAAAGGUCAACCAGAUGUUGAGGUCAACCAGGUCAGGAUGGAAGUUGAACAGAUGGAAGCUGAACUCAAAUUGCUGCGGACAUCAGUAGAAUCAGAUAAACCUCAUUGUGCUGAGCUUGUCAAAACUGUCAGCCGUCUUGUACAGGAAUUCCAUAAUAUAGGCUGAACACGCCUUCAAAUAAUUGUUGUUUAAAGAUUUAUAAAAGGCACUUGAAGACCAACUUUAAAAGUCAGUUAAGAAUCUGCCAAUUUCUUGAAUACCAUUUUAAAAGAAGUAUAAUUUUACCACCUGUCUGUCCAAAUACUAUCUGGGGAUACUGUAUAAACACUGGCUAUAUAUAGGGGGAAUACCUACAGCCAACUCUAUGAUAAAGAUCAUCAGCCUGGACAAAGUGGUACUAGUGAUUUGUAAAACACACACAUAGGAUUUUUCACUGAUAGCUUAACAUAGCAAUAUUUGGAAUAUAUGUGGAAUGUUUCCCUCAGAAUAUAUGUGGAAUGUUUUCCUCAGAAUAUAAGUGGAAUGUUUUCCUCAGAAUAUAAUUGGAAUGUUUCCCUCAGAAUAUAUGUGGAAUGUUUCCUCACAAUAUAAUUGGAAUGUUUCCCUCAGAAUAAAUGUUGAAUGUUUUCCUCAGAAUAUAAGUGGAAUGUUUUCCUCGGAAUAUAUGUGGAAUGUUUUCGUCAGAAUAUUCAUUAAUAAUUUUACAUCUCUUUUUGAAAAAUGUCUAUGCAUGAAAUUCAAAUUUCAAAAAAAAAAGUCUCCCCCUGAUUCCUUUAUUAAACAUACAUGUCCAAAGUGAUACUUCUCAGAAUGAUAAAUGAAAGAGCCUUUUACAAGUAUUUCAAGUAUGUUAUUGUUAGUGAUAAUAUUGUAGAAAUAUCUGAACUAAACCAGCUAGUUUACUGUAGUCUAGAUAUAAAGGCCAUGUUGUAAAACAUAUCCUAUGAUGUAUUAUAUGAUGUUUAUGUACAGCAUUAAUUUAAAUUAUUACUUUUUUAUGGCAUUAUGAAAAAUAAAUA